AUGGGCGCCAGCGCCGUGCCGGGCGUCCGCCGCUCCGCGCGCUUGAUGCAGGAGCUUCCUGUCGCAAAGCGAGAGAGGCCAGUAACAGGAGAGAGGCCAGUCGCAAAGCGAGAGAAGCGCAGGGAGGUGCCGGACACUAAGCGCGAGAAGGCCAAGGCGUUCGCCACCGCUGCCCACGCCUCGACCGCUCGCGAGGCGUCCGCCCGGGCGGACGGCGUGGAACUCAUCGUCGGGUGCGACGAGGCGGGGCGGGGCCCUCUUGCCGGGCCAGUCGUCGCCGCGGCCUGCGCCUUUUCGCCGGGAGCCGAACCGAUUCCGGGCGUCGGCGACUCAAAGAGCAUCGCCGACGAGGCGGAGCGCGAGGCGCUGUACGAGCAGAUCGUCGCGGCGCCAGGCGUGGUGUGGUCCGCGCGCGUCGUGAGCGCGGCCCGCGUCGACGAGGUCAACAUCCUCAUGGCAUCGCUCGAGGCCAUGAGGCUGAGCAUCGUGGACGUGCUCGGCGCGAGCCAGCGCCGGCCGGCGACGGCCCUGGCGUUGAUCGACGGCCCGUUCUCGCCCUGGAAGGAGGGCGAAAAGUACGUCGACUUCCAGCAGCCACAGCCGCCGUCCGAUGUAGCGCUUCAAGUGGAGCCGAUCAAGGGCGGCGACGCCAAGGUGUACUGCAUUGCAGCGGCGUCGAUCCUCGCAAAGGCGCUCCGGACCCGCCUCGAGAGCCGCGCGAGCUCCGAGGCCCUCCCGGGGCGCGAUGUCCCCCAUGACGCCGACUCCCCUCCACCGGGCAGGCACGUGGCGGCGAUCGCCAAGCACGGCGCCACCGCCAUCCACCGGCGCACCUUCGCGCCGCUCAAGGCGCAGGAGUUGCCACCGCCGUCCGCCGACGAGCUUCGGCAGAUCGAGGCCAUCGAGGCUGCGGCGCAGGCGAAGGAAGGCACUCCGUAG
Emiliania huxleyi CCMP1516 is the source of this 939-nucleotide messenger RNA. RefSeq lists its product as hypothetical. Gene Ontology annotation, molecular function: RNA binding; RNA-DNA hybrid ribonuclease activity. Gene Ontology annotation, cellular component: ribonuclease H2 complex. The transcript is spliced from 4 exons. Gene Ontology annotation, biological process: DNA replication, removal of RNA primer; mismatch repair. Bases 1 to 939 code for a protein of 312 amino acids. NCBI's taxonomy places the organism in Eukaryota, Haptophyta, Isochrysidales, Noelaerhabdaceae. The record is from RefSeq and is a predicted model, not a curated record.